Molecule: messenger RNA, 1586 nt
Organism: Engraulis encrasicolus (European anchovy)
Lineage: Eukaryota; Metazoa; Chordata; Actinopteri; Clupeiformes; Engraulidae
Exons: 9
Coding region: 1-1320 (439 amino acids)
Source: RefSeq, a predicted model, not a curated record
AUGGAUGACUUCGUCAAACGUACCCUUGAGGCCUGGGGACUGGGAGAAUUGAUUCCAACUUUUGAAGCUCAAAAAAUCGACAAGGAGGCGUUUUAUCUACUAAACUCCAACUGCCUCAGCUCAGUCAUUCCCUUUGUAGGACAAAGGGUGAAGUUUGAAAACAAAUUGAAAGAAUUGCUGGAGGAUAUACGUAACAUUCUGGAAAAAAGUCCAGAUGGACGAUCAAUCGUGUUCAACUUGGACAAUAAUAGUCUGAUUGGACUUAACGAGCGGAGGUCAAUGGUGCGAAUUCUCGUAUCUCAUUUGAUCGAACGAUUUGGAGAAAACCCUAGCUCACGACUGAAGGCUGCCUUAGCGGUUGCGGUGGUGGACCAGUUUCCAUCCCUUAAAGAUACCCAGGGCACUGGUUAUGACGCAUGGUACACACCAGGGAGGCACCACAGGCCUGCCACAGGUUUUCUGGAAGAAAGACUCCGUAAUGUGCGUAAAAGGUUGCGUAGGGGCUCACGGACUUCGCAAGAAGUAUCAGUACCAACUACCAUUGUCGUGUCCGUUUUGCCAGAAGACACUGUGACUCCAGAGGAUGCUGUACAAAUGUCAAUGUGGCUCAAAACCAACCUGUGGCCUCAGAGCCAGGUAGCAGAUUUUAUGAAAAAGACAGCUGGUUACAGAGCCAGGUGGAUUCGGGCCAAUGGGUCAAAGGCCAUAGCUGACAUAAUUUCGGAAUUCCCUCGCCUGGUGGAUACCCCUGGCAUGAUUUCCCAGGAUUUUGAAUUACUUCAUCCUGAUGCGUCCCGAAAAAUGGACAAUUGGUGCAGUGGGUUUGCUGAAAAAAUCAUUCAGAUGGCUCAGCAACAACAAAGAAAUCCAAGCCUGGAAUACCUGCCUGCAGACAAACGUGGUGACGUGGCAUUACAGUUAUUGCCAAUGGUAAUACCGCCCUAUCCUUACAAAGAGGGAAGAAAAAUGGUGCGCCCAUCCAUACAGGAGUGCAAAUCUGCAUUCAUUGACACCCAGCCUGUUGGUACAAAUAUGGCAGAAUAUUUGACGAACACUCGAAUGGAACAUCCAUUUGUUUUAAUGUUGGGUCAUGGUCAUGACUGCUCACAGGCAUUUUCUAUCAUAAAUGGCCAAGCUUUAACACAUUCAACUCUUUUGGAUGCUGUCGACAUGUGCUUCAAAGCAUAUUAUGUUUUUGACCUGAAGUACCCCAAUGCCUGUGCCCAAGUUUAUGAAUUUUUACAAACCGUUUAUGAAAUCCCUGGUGCAGUGCGACCAACUGUUCAAGUUCUAAGGGCACAAUUUUCUGCAGCCGUUUAAGUCAGCGUGUGUUAUCUGAAUGGUAGUUGUUGUCUUUGUAGCCGUUUAAGUUAGAGGCUGCGUGUGUGGUGUUUGAAUGGUAGUUGUUGUCUUCGUGGCCGUUUAAGUUAGAGGCUGCGUGUGUGGUUUUUGAAUGGUAGUUGUUGUCUUUGUAGCCGUUUAAGUUAGAGGCUGCGUGUGUGGUGUUUGAAUGGUAGUUGUUGUCUUUGUAGCCGUUUAAGUUAGAGGCUGCGUGUGUGGUGUUUGAAUGGUAGUUGUUGUCUUCG